UAGGCCUUCUGGUUAAACAUUCUUGUGUUAAAAAAGGAGAAGAGGGGGAAAAACGAGAUGAUUUUCAUGUUUGGACACCGUGUUCUGAACACUGCUUUGGAGUUAAAGUCAACCUGCAUGUGAAAAAGUGCCACCUGUUUUCUCUCACCACUCAUCACUUAUUGCAGCACUGAACCCAAUGGAGAAACGCGAGCAGGACACAUUCUCUUCUCCUCCUAACUACUCUGCUGCCACAAACAUCUAUCCGCCUCUCCAGUCUUUUAAGGAGAUGCAUGGCAACUACCCACAGGUGUAUGGCAACUACCCACAGUAUGGCAACUACUCAGGCCAGGGACUCCCAAAUUACAUCCCUCAGUAUGCACCACCUGUGAUUGCUCCGCAAGUCACUGAAAUCAGCCCACUCCCCAAGGAUAAAGAGAACUGCUGUGGGAAUAAAGCACAGAUUUACAAAGCGGCAGCAGCAGCAGCAGCCAUAGUGCUGCUGGCUCUGCUGGGUGUUGGUGUCUGGCUUGGAGUUUAUUAUGGCACUAUGAAACUGGAAAGAGAGAACUUUUACAAACCUAAUAACCAACUGAAUGUACCAACAACUAUUGCUCAGAUCGUGAAUGACACCUGCCCCAUUAAUGCUACCAUAUGCAAUGGGAUAAAAGACUGCCAAAUGGGCACAGACGAAACAUACUGUGUGGAAUUUGGCAAGAACAGCAGCCUGAUUGUGAGGACUUGUGAGAAUUGUAACUUCCUCCCAGUGUGUUACAGUGGCUGGGACAAAAACUACGCUGACCAGAUCUGCUCUCAGCUUGGAUUCAGAAAUGCCUUUUCAUUGAAUAUAAUUAAUUCCCAGAGUUCAAGUGGUGUAGAACUGACCAGUAGAUCACCAUCUUCUCUUAUUCAAGGCUCAGUGAAUGUCAGUUCUGCCUGUUCAAACCAGGAGACUGUGUCCCUGCAGUGUGUAGACUGUGGUAGGCAGCCGGCUACAUCCCGGAUCAUCGGGGGCACUGCAGCUCAGUCGGGUCGGUGGCCUUGGCAGCUGUCACUACAAUACAGAGGACACCACACCUGUGGUGGCGUUUUGAUCUCACCUGAUUUUGUUGUAACUGCUGCUCAUUGCUUCCCAACCCCUGAUUACCGCUCUGCUCAGCAAUGGAAAAUUUAUGGUGGAUUUGUGUCUCUGAAUAAUCUGCCUAAACCUUUCUUGGUUGAGACAAUCCGGAUCAACGAGAACUAUAACCGUCAAACCAAUGACCAAGACGUUGCUCUUCUUAAACUAACAUCUCCAGUUACUUUCACUGAUCAACUUCAGCCAGCCUGCCUGCCACAGAUUGAUCAGGAGUUUAAAGCUGAAACCACUUGUUGGAUCUCAGGUUUUGGAACUACUACAGAAGGUUCAAGCAUGGUCUCCACCGAUCUGAUGGAGGUAUCUGUAAACAUCAUAAGCCAAAAAGUGUGUAACAGCAUGGAUGUGUAUAAUGGCUUAGUGACCGAGAACAUGAUCUGCGCUGGGAAAUUAGAGGGAGGCAAAGACUCAUGUCAGGGUGACAGUGGUGGACCUCUGGUGUGUCAGGGCCAGGAGAACAAUCUGUGGAACCUGGUAGGGAUCACAAGCUGGGGAGCUGGAUGUGGGGAACAAAACAAACCUGGUGUUUACACCAAAGUCAGAAAUGUCUUGCCUUGGAUCUACAGCACCAUGCAGCAAGAAAGACCUUGAUGUCUCUCCAGCUUUGCACGCUUACAAAUGAAGCCACUUUGUCAUCUUUGAUCAACAAGCAUUAUAAAAAGUCCUCCACAAGAGUGUGGGCAAAAUUGUACAAGUUAAAUAAAUUCAGCUCAAAAAUAACUUGUUUUGCACACAAGACAAAACAAAUAUAUUGUAUUUAAAGAAAUCAAUGCACUGAUAUCAGUAUUGCAUUUGUUUGUUUUAGUCUUUAUUAUGGGGGAUUUGGUUCUUUCCAAGGUUUGUCGUAACAAUAAAAUCGUAUUUUUUCUCAGUGCUAUUUUUUUUGUUAAACAAGAUUCUUUUUUUUACCAUAUAAAUAAAAAAUAACAUUUGUUUUGGGAGCAUAACCUUUACAGUCAUUCAUCUUAUUGUGUUGUUGUCUUUGCUCUCUUUAUUUACAACCAUCCAGUCUACAUUGUGCAUUGGAGCAUAGACUGCAAUGGUUAAAGGGGGGGGGGGGUCUUUGAUAUGGAGUUAUGAUUUUGUGAACACGAUGUCUGUGGAGAAAGGAGAGAGGCAGAGAGAAAAGGUGACAGAGAGGACUAAGCAGCUGCUCCAGGAGCCACAGGAUACGAGCAGCAGAUGAGAAACACUGAAAGAAAAUCUGACUGAAACAAACUGAUUUAUAAUUUUAUUUUUCAACUGGGUGGACAGGUCUUUCCUUUAGCCAAAGAUCCGUUGGAGAGAAACAGGUAGGUUGAUGUUUGAUUUUGUAGAUUAUGUGAUUUUUUUUUUUCUGAAAAUUGUCUCUGACGCGUGGUUGGAGCAAAUUGUCCUCCAUUUCUCCUGUCGCUGCUUGUAUUGUUCAAAAAUACAAUAACUGAAUGGUGUAGUUCGGAAUGUCAUUGAACUAUAAUUAUUUGUCUGAUAAAUAAAUUCAAGUGACGUGCUUGCGA
Austrofundulus limnaeus is the source of this 2610-nucleotide messenger RNA. It is a transcript of the gene tmprss13a, whose product is annotated as transmembrane serine protease 13a. The record is from RefSeq and is a predicted model, not a curated record. Gene Ontology annotation, cellular component: membrane. Gene Ontology annotation, molecular function: serine-type endopeptidase activity. The transcript has 13 exons. Bases 179 to 1705 code for a protein of 508 amino acids. Lineage: Eukaryota; Metazoa; Chordata; Actinopteri; Cyprinodontiformes; Rivulidae. Gene Ontology annotation, biological process: proteolysis.